AUGCGUUGUUUUGCUAUUUUUGAUUGGGGUGGGAUCAAAUCUGAACCCAGUUAUCGCCACUCAGUUAAGCUCUUCCACAUUGCUAGGAAUUGGAAAAACCUAUUGGCUAAAUGUUUAUCAUCCGCAAAAACAUCAUCAGACCCCGCCGAUAUUAUCUUGAGGUAUUCGACAGACACCAUACAGGGCCGCUACCCUUGGAAACCCAAACCUCGUACGGAUUUGAUAGGAUUAGAGAAUCAGUCGGUUUAUAUCGCUGGGAAUGAAGGAUUGGGUGUUGUUGAGCAGCUGGGCUCAGAGGUCGAUCCUCAUGAUUGGCGUGUAGGGGAUUGGGUCAUCAUGGGAAAACCGCAACUAGGAACUUGGCAAUCGCAUACCAAUCUAAAAGCUACAGAUCUGAUCAAAUUAUCUAGGUCGGAGAAAUUGACCGAAGUACAAGCAGCAACGAUGGCUGUGAAUCUUGCCACAGCCUUCAGACUUAUCAAAGAUUAUUACCACCCUGAAGACCCGCAUUUCAAAGAUGGUUGGAUCAUUCAAAAUGGCGCAAACUCGAGUGUUGGUCAAUUUGUGAUUCAGCUGUGCAAGGCUUGGGGUAUAGGCUGUAUCGGGUUUGUCAGGGAUAGACCCGAAAUUGAAUCCCUCAGAUCUCAUUUAAUUGGACUUGGUCAACCCGAUCGCACCAAGAUCAUUACACACGAAGAGUUUGAAUCUGAUGAAAGCCUGCGUACCCAGCUAAAAUCCCUUAACAUUUGUCUCGGAUUCAACUGCGUGAGCGGCUCAGUGACAAAUCAAAUCAUGAAAGUCUUGCGACCAAAUUCAAGCUUGGUCACUUAUGGAGGGAUGUCAAUGAAACCAAUCACCGUGCCCACCGCUUCGUUGAUAUUCAAGAACCUGCAACUGAAAGGCUUUAUGCUAACUCAAUCCCUUUCAACGCAGCCUGCAUCUGCCAAAGCAGACCUCAUGAACGAUCUCCUUGCCCUGGUGGAGAAAGGACAAGUGUCAGAACAAGCUAAUGCUGAGAUUAUCGAUGUCGAUGGACUUCCCAAAGUACAAGAUGCACUUAUGAAGGCUAUGGGGGGUAAGACUGAUAUGCCUGAAUGCAAGAUCAAACCCAAUGAUCUCAUCACUGCCUUAAUUCAGCGGCCAGCCUACAAAUCCCAAAUCAGAGUUCCUGGAAUACCAGAAGGUUCCAAUGCAUGA
Molecule: messenger RNA, 1197 nt
Organism: Melampsora larici-populina 98AG31
Lineage: Eukaryota; Fungi; Basidiomycota; Pucciniomycetes; Pucciniales; Melampsoraceae
Exons: 9
Coding region: 1-1197 (398 amino acids)
Biological process (GO): fatty acid metabolic process
Cellular component (GO): mitochondrion
Molecular function (GO): trans-2-enoyl-CoA reductase (NADPH) activity
Source: RefSeq, a predicted model, not a curated record